Molecule: messenger RNA, 555 nt
Organism: Staurois parvus
Lineage: Eukaryota; Metazoa; Chordata; Amphibia; Anura; Ranidae
Source: the annotation of a GenBank genome assembly
GAGGGCGGAUACGGUGAAUGCGGGGUCCGGGGAGAGAGCGAUACGGUGAAUGCGGGGUCCGGGGAGAGCGGAUACGGUGAAUGCGGGGUCCGGGGAGAGCGGAUACGGUGAAUGCGGGGUCCGGGGAUAGAGCGGAUACGGUGAAUGCGGGGUCCGGGAAUGAGAGCGGAUAUACGGUGAAUGCGGGGUCCGGGGAGAGGGGAUACAGUGAAUGCGGGGUCCGGGGAGAGCGGAUACAGGUGAAUGCGGGGUCCGGGGAGAGGGAUACAGUGAAUGCGGGGUCCGGGGAGGGCGGAUAUACUGAAUGCGGGGUCCGGGGAGAGCGGAUAGAGUGAAUGCGGGGUCCGGGGAGAGCGGAUAUAGUGAAUGCGGGGUCCGGGGAGGGCGGAUAUACUGAAUGCGGGGUCCGGGGAGAGAAUGCGGAUAUACUGAAUGCGGGGUCCGGGGAGAGCGGAUAUACUGAAUGUGGGGUCCGGGGAGGGCGGAUAUACUGAAUGCGGGGUCCGGGGAGAGCGGAUAUACUGAAUGCGGGGUCCGGGGAGAGCGGGAUAUACU